Molecule: messenger RNA, 753 nt
Organism: Durusdinium trenchii
Lineage: Eukaryota; Dinophyceae; Suessiales; Symbiodiniaceae
Source: the annotation of a GenBank genome assembly
AUGUGGGUGGUGGUUGACAAACCGCAACCACCCAGAAACAUGUUGACGACUAUGCAAGAUCCCGUGCAACUGUGCGACACUGUGGUGCAUGUUGUGUCUUUGCCACCUGGCAUUCGCAGUUCUUGGAAAGGACCGCCCCGGUACAGCGUGUCCUGGCUCUACAAGCAGGAUGAUGACGGAGCCGGUGACAAUCUGCCUUGGGAACAGUUUUGGGAAGAACUUGGAUGCUGGCCAGUCAUCAGUCUCCAAGUGCCCAAAGGAGAUGAUCCAAUGACGUACAGUGAAAGUCCGGAUUUCUUGCAAAUUCUUCAAGUGCUCGAGCAUCUGCAGUCUACGCCUCCGAUUGCACAGCAGGCAGCAGAGCAAUUGGUGAGGUGGUUAAAGCCCUAUGGCAAGUUCUAUUCAAAGUACUUCCCAGAGAAGCCCACUCAGAUACACCUUCCUCCAAGCUCCUUUGCAGUGGUUUUUGGCAACAGUCCCUGGAUGCCCUCCUUGAAGAAGAACAGAUUACUCACACUGAACGAAGGAUGGAUCAGCAGGUCAUCCUCCGAUGACAAGAAGAAUAAUGUCAACAACAAGCUUCUGAACACCACCUUGAAGACUUUGCGAAGAACUGGGAGUUUCUACCUUGGGUUUGGGAUCGACCCACAGCACGAAUCCUGGUGCGGACACUCAAAUCGUUCACUGGAAGGCCUGUGGCGAUUAGCCUUCAGCAUGCCAUUCAGUUCUACGACGCCCUUGCCAAAGCGUUGA